CUAGCCUUAUUUUAUAAAUAAUAUUUUCUACAUCUUGCUCGGAGGCAGAUGGGAAGGUUCAAGGAAACACCCUCUUGGAAAGAGGAAAAGCCCUCCGGUCUGGAUUUGCACAUGGGUGCCUUUGCUGGAGUCCCCGAUAAUUAGCACUGCCAUGAGGAAAUAAACAGAUGGCGAAUGGUCCUAGAGAAGCAGCAUUUAGAAAACAGUGGACCCUUGGCCAAUUGCUCAUGAUUUGGAGAAAUAAGUGGAACUCUACCCAGGGGACCCUAAAUGUAAAACUGCAAUCUGAUAAAUUACAAAACAGCUGUGGGCGCGGGGAUGGGGAAGGAGGGAUGCAGCUGGUAUGUCCCAGCGACUAUUCGCCACCUGCGGAGAAAAAGGGAAUAAAGGUACCCACUGGGACCAGUCCGCAGCCGCGCCCGGCGCAGCGCACGCCUUUUGUAAGCGCCCGAGGCCCCGCCCCCACCAGGGCCCGCCCCUCCCCGGCUCGGGUUCGGGCUCCCCCGGCGGGGGGGCGGAGAGAAGCCGCAGCUGCAACUUCGCCUGGAGUCUCUGAGGCUGGGCGCAGCCGGGGACCGACUCGCCGACAUCGCGGAGACGCCGCUUCCCCGGCCCGGGCCUCAACCGAGCCGGCUCGACCAUGGCAGCCGCCGCCGCGGCGAAUCCGGCCCCUGCGCUCCCCGCCCGUCGCUGAGCGGCCGUUAACCACCGCCGGUGCCGCAGCGGCGCAGGCUCCGGACAAGUUUCCGCCGCCGGAGGCGAAGGCAGGGAGGACGGACGUGGGGAGUCGGGCGCCCCCGGCCCACUUGGCGCUCUCGCCCGCGAUGUGGGGGCGCUUCCUGGCCCCGGAGGCCGGCGGCCGGGACAGCCCUGGCGGAGCCCGCAGCUUCCCGGCGGGCCCAGAUUAUUCUUCAUCAGCAUGGUUACCUGGUAAUGAAUCAUUGUGGCAGGCCACAACUGUUCCAUCUAACCAACGAAAUAACCAUAUCAGGAGACAUAGUAUAGCUUCUGACAGCGGUGACACUGGCAUUGGAACUUCCUGUUCUGACAGUGUGGAAGAUCAUUCAACUUCAAGUGGCACAUUAUCUUUUAAGCCUAGUCGAUCAUUGGUUACUCUUCCUACUGCCCAUGUCAUGCCAUCUAACUCCAGCACUUCAGUUUCCAAACACAGGGAAUCAUUGACACCAGAUGGCUCAAAAUGGAGUAUAAGCCUUAUGCAAACAUUGGGAAACCACAGUAGGGGGGAGCAGGACUCUUCAUUAGACAUGAAGGACUUCCGGCCUCUCCGGAAAUGGUCAUCUUUAUCCAAACUCACUGUCCCAGGUAACUGCAGCCAGGGUGGCAUUGUGCACACGGAAGAGUCAAGGAGAGGUUUAGAAAAGACAGGGAGAGACAAGGCUUUAACAUCACAACUAAGGACAAUUGGACCUAGCUGUUUACAUGACAGUAUGGAGAUGCUUAAGCUAGAGGACAAGGAAAUAAAUAAAAAACGACCAUCAACUCUGGACAACAAAUAUAAAUUUGAGAGCUGCAGCAAAGAGGACUUCAGAGCUUCUUCCUCCAUUCCUAGGAGACAGGCCUUAGACAUGACAUAUAGUGCCUUACCUGAAAGCAAGCCCAUUAUGACAAGCUCAGAGGCUUUUGAACCACUGAAAUAUUUAAUGCUUGGUCAACAAGCAGUAGGUGGAGUUCCCAUUCAGCCUUCUGUGAGGACGCAAAUGUGGCUUACUGAGCAGUUGCGGACAAACCCUUUGGAAGGUAGAACUACAGAGGACUCUCACAGUUUAGCUCCUUGGCAGCAGCAGCAAAUUGAAGGGUUUCGACAAGAAAGUGAAACACCAAUGCAGGUUUUGACUGGAUCAUCUCGUCAAAGUUAUUCACCUCCUGGCUAUCAAGAUUUCAGUAAGUGGGAAUCAGUGCUGAAAAUAAAAGAAGGACUACUAAGGCAGAAAGAAAUUGUAAUUGAUCGGCAGAAGAAACAAAUUACCCACUUGCAUGAAAGAAUAAGGGAUAAUGAAUUACGAGCACAACAUGCCAUGUUAGGACAUUACGUAAAUUGUGAGGAUUCUUAUGUGGCUAGUUUGCAGCCACAAUAUGAGAAUACUUCCCUCCAGACUCCAUUUUCAGACCAGUCAAAAUCCCAUUCCCAGCAAGAGGAACUUGAGCAAAAGCUUGCAUCUACUGAGAAAGAGGUUUUACAGCUCAAUCAGUUUCUAAAACAAAGAAUGAGCCAAUUUAGUGAAGAGAAGAAGAAACUGGAAGAAAAGCUUAAAACCAGAGAUAGAUACAUCAGUAGCCUGAAAAAGAAAUGCCAGAAGGAAUCUGAACAGAAUAAAGAAAAGCAGAGAAGAAUUGAGACCUUAGAAAAGUAUCUGGCUGAUCUUCCAACUCUUGAUGAUGUACAGAGUCAGAGUCUACAGCUGCAAGUUCUAGAAGAAAAAAACAAGAAUUUGCAAGAGACUUUGAUGGAAAUGGAAAAAAGGCUUGAAGAGUUCAAAAAACAGUGUCAGGAAAAUGAGGCACAGCUAAUAUGCCAGAAAAAGAAAGAAAAGGACUUGGUAACUACAGUUCAGAGUCUGCAGCAAAAAGUAGAAAGAUGCCUUGAAGAUGGAAUUCGCCUUCCCAUGUUAGAUGCAAAACAGCUUCAGAAUGAAAAUGAUAACCUGAGAGAACAAAAUGAGAAUGCUAGUAAGAUAAUAGACAGCCAACAAGAUGAGAUUGACAGAAUGAUUUUAGAAAUUCAGUCUAUGCAAGGGAAGCUUUCUAAAGAAAAACUGACUACUCAAAAGAUGAUGGAAGAGCUGGAAAAGAAAGAAAGAAACCUUCAGAGAUUAAGAACAUUGCUUGAUAACCAAAGACAAACAGAAGAGACCUGCUGUUUAUUGGAUCAGGGCCAGGAAGUAGACCAAUCCAGGCAGCAGACCAUUCUUUCCAAAAGGCCACUAUUUGAUUUGAGUGUGAUUGAUCAGCUGUUCAAGGAAAUGUCCUAUUGUUUGUUUGACUUGAAGGCAUUGUGUAGUAUUCUUAAUCAGCGUGCUCAGGGCAAAGAGCCUAAUCUUUCAUUAUUACUGGGAAUCAGAUCAAUGAACUGUUCAGCGGAAGAGACUGAGAAUGACCACAGCCCAGAAACACUCACUAAAAAACUGUCAGAUGUAUGCCAGUUACGGAGGGACAUAGAUGAAUUGCGGACCACGAUAUCAGACCGCUAUGCUCAGGACAUGGGAGACAACUGUGUAACCCAGUGACCAGUGUUGGUCCCACAGCAAUAACGACCCACUGUUACAUGCUGCUGUGCUAGGUUCUUCACAUUUCUUUUCAGGAGCCAUGAUAGAAACUUGCAAGUGACAUACGACUUGCACGUAAGUUUUUUUUUCUGUGGAUUUGUUCUGUUGGGGAGGAAUUGGGAUGUGAGGAAGUAUCGAAGGGGCUUAUCUAAUCAGGCAAAAAAAUUAAAUUACCAUUUGAAAAAUAUGAUAAAAUGUAUAAGAAAAAAAUUUCUGUAUUCUCAAACUACUGAUUGUAGGACCAAGCUGUGAAGAGUGCCCUUCAGAUAAAGGUAUAGGAUUUCUUUUAAUCCUGUAGUUGUGUGUGUGUGUGUGUGUGUGUGUUUGUGUGUGUUCACAAAAUUAUAAAGAUUUCUAGGAUCAAAGCAAAGCUUUUAAGAAAGGCACACACUGUAUUCUUGUGCUUCUUUUUCUUUCUUGGAGAAGCCUGUGUUGUACUUGGGGUUUUCAAGGGCUGGCUGAACAAGAGUUCCCACAGCAGGCAAGUGUUCAAAUAGUAGUACAGCAGGCGAAACCAUCUGUGUUUGAACAGUCCCUGUGCUGAGAUGGUGAGGUUGUAGGGUUGCGUUGAUUUUAGUACUGUAGAUAGGUCAGCUGUUUUUCCAGAGUGCUUGUGAAUUGCCUAAGAGAUGUGAAAUAGUGAUGUGAUGGUUUUCCCGUUAGCAUUGUAAUGUAUGUAUUACAAAGCAAUUUAACAUAAUCUGAACUAAUUUUAACAUGGCCCUUACUAUUUACAACUUUUUGUUUAUAUAUUAUAUAUAUCUGUCUAUAUCUAUAUCUAUCUAUAUCUAUCUAUAUCAAUGUAAACAAAACCAUAUAUAAUUAAUGCAAACCUAAGGCCUCAGAUCAUUAUUGUAAAAGAAAGAUUAACAAAGUGACUCUGGAACAAUAGCUUAUUUAUCCAAAUCUCAAAUGUUUACAUUUUAACAGUUCUGUAUCUGUUUUAAAGUUGAAACUACUUUAAGAAAAAAAUCAACCUGUAUUCUUUAUAUCUGAAUUAUCACUAGCAUAAAACAAAAUCUAAGCCCAGGUGAUAUUGCAAUUCCUUUUGUUAGGUAAAGUACAUUAAAAACAGGGUUCUUCAUAGAAUACAGAUUUGGCCAGGUUAGUUCUUCUUCUAGGGUAUAGGAUGUCACUAUGAAAUGCAACUGACUUUUUUGUAGGCAUAUAAUCAUUUAAACUUCCAAAUGAGUAUUUCCCUGUCUUCACUGGUAUUUUGGAAGGACUAUAUAUUUCAUUGCCUCCAGAGCAUUUAAAUGUACGUUCUUUUUAAUGUACUUAGUUAUGGCAGUCAUUGUCCUUUACAAGUUGUUUUGAUUUAUCUCUUGAUGCAACCCCAGGUCUCAUUUAGGUCAAGACUAAAUAACAGAUAGAAGGAAUGAGGGAUGUUAAUCAAGCAGGAGAAUAUUGUUUGAGGCAAGAGCAGAUCACAUGUCUGUUUUCUUGCCGGGCUUAUAUACUGGUAUAAAGGCUGCUCCUAGAAAAAUACGCUCCUAAAUGUUUUCAGCAGUGAAAACAUAUUUGGGAUAAGGCCUUCAAGGAAAUUACCCAGGAAGACCUUCAGUUCAGAAAUUGGCUUAUAUACAGCUCUCAAUAGUUAUUUUAUAGUUAUAUUUCAACAAUCAGUUAUAAUACAUUGUAAGGACAUCAGACUUUCCUUCUGUUCAGUGCCUGAGUCCUCCCUGCCCUUUUAAGUCUUAGGAUCUGGGCACUAAGAAAUCAGUGCAUUGUAG
This is a messenger RNA of Kogia breviceps (pygmy sperm whale), 5017 nucleotides long. RefSeq names its product centrosomal protein 85 like (gene CEP85L). The record is from RefSeq and is a predicted model, not a curated record. NCBI's taxonomy places the organism in Eukaryota, Metazoa, Chordata, Mammalia, Artiodactyla, Physeteridae. Gene Ontology annotation, cellular component: centrosome.